AGAUGGCGUGCACUACACGACAGACAGACACUAUAAAAGGGCAGACAUUGGAGGCUAUGAGUCCUUUCCGUUUCCGUCUGUCGUGA
This is a messenger RNA of Oppiella nova, 86 nucleotides long. NCBI's taxonomy places the organism in Eukaryota, Metazoa, Arthropoda, Arachnida, Sarcoptiformes, Oppiidae. The record is from the annotation of a GenBank genome assembly.